This is a messenger RNA of Pieris rapae (cabbage white), 3076 nucleotides long. RefSeq names its product ubiquitin carboxyl-terminal hydrolase 3. Gene Ontology annotation, cellular component: cytoplasm. The transcript is spliced from 10 exons. The record is from RefSeq and is a predicted model, not a curated record. The coding region runs from base 149 to 1858 and encodes 569 amino acids. Gene Ontology annotation, biological process: protein deubiquitination. Lineage: Eukaryota; Metazoa; Arthropoda; Insecta; Lepidoptera; Pieridae. Gene Ontology annotation, molecular function: cysteine-type deubiquitinase activity; zinc ion binding.
AUGUAGUGUGUAUAUAUUAUAUUUAUUGUGGUAUAGUUUGUACCAGUUUAUCAACGUUUUAUGUUCCAAGUGAAUUAAUUAAUUAUUGUUUAUCCCUUUUAUUUAACAAAUUUAUACAUAAAAGUGUUUUUUGCUAGUAUUAUGAACUAUGGAAUGUCCACAUUUAUUAGAUAACAUAGAUUCAAACAAUAUACAAAACAUUGUAGACAUUGUGACUUCAAAGGGAUUUGAAUGUUCAGAAUGCGGCGAAACCGAGCAGAAUUGGCUGUGUCUAAAGUGUGGUGUCGUGAGCUGUGGCAGAUAUGUAAAUGGCCAUGCCAAAUAUCACUCGGAAAGUUUUGACCAUCAAAUAUGUAUGAGCUGUGAUGUAUACUCAGUUUACUGCUACAAGUGUGAUGAAUAUGUUGCAAAUGAUAAUGAAGAGCAAAUUAUUAAUAAAAUUAGAGAAUGUAUUAUGCCUACUAACAAUAAAGAAAUUCCAAUAAGUGAAAAUGAAAAUAAUGAACACAUUACUAGAACUGAAUCUUCCCAAACAGAAACUUCGGAUUUAAAAACUAUUGGAGAUACAAGUGAUGACUCACACUCAGAUAUCUCAAAUGUUGUAAAUGCUUCUAUAGAUUCAGUGGAAACCUCUGAAAAUCAGGAUGACAGGUCAUCCAAGAAUCCCGAAGAAACCAUAAGAAGUCUACGUCCAAGGGCCAGAAAACGAUUACACUCAGAUGAUAACUCCAUAGACACCAUACAGACAAAUAGUAAAGAGAAAAGGUUAUCUUCUACAAAUGGUAAAAAUCAUAGAGAAAAGAGAAUAGUUGGCUUAAAGAAUUUGGGGAAUACUUGCUUUAUGAAUGCUGUCCUGCAGAGUUUAAAUAACAUACAAGAGUUUAGUUGUUACUUUAGUCAGUUACCAUCCUUGGAAGUUAAGACUAAUGGUAGGAAAAUUUACCAUUCGCGUAGUUAUACCCGUCAAGAAAUGCAUGAUGUUGUCAUGGCCGAAGAACUUAGAAAGGUGUUGAUUAACUUAAACAGUGGCGGGUGCACUUCCAAAGGAGCGAUUUCACCCGAGUGCCUAUUCUUAGUGAUAUGGAAAGUGGUGCCAAGGUUUCGUGGAUAUCAACAACAAGAUGCUCAUGAGUUCCUUAGAUAUAUGCUUGAUCGGCUUCAUACGGAAUUGCUACAACUACUUCCACCCGACAAGGCGGAAGGGGGCUUUGUACCACGUGUUCCUUCCACGUCCAUAGUUACAGCUGUCUUUGGAGGCACUCUGCAGAGUCAGGUGUGCUGCCUCGCCUGUGGGACGGAGAGUAAAAAGUUCGAUCCGUUCCUGGAUCUAUCUUUAGACCUACCCGAAUGUGGAAGACACGACGCCCCUGUAACCUUAACAGACUGCUUAGCGAGCUUUGUGAAGGUGGAAGAGUUAGCGGAUACAGAACGUUACUUCUGCAGCAGCUGUAAAUCCAAACAGAAGUCCACCAAACAGUUCUGGAUUCGGCGCCUUCCCAACGUACUAUGCUUGCAUCUCAAAAGAUUUCGAUGGCAUAAUUAUUUCAGGACGAAAGUGGACACGGCGAUAUCUUUUCCUCUUAAUUCCCUGGACAUGUCGCCUUUCGUGUUGGCGAAUGUUCCGGAUACACGUCGUUCGGGGCGCGGGAACUAUCUUUAUGACCUCGCCGCUGUCAUCGUACAUCACGGCUCGGGCGCCGGCUCUGGCCAUUACACGGCGUUUGCUAUCAACGAGGAGCAAUGGUUCCAUUUCAACGACCAAACGGUGAGGCCGACAGAUGCCAGCGUGGUAGCCUCUUGUAAGCCCUACAUUAUGUUUUACAUUCGCCGUGAAUUUUCCCUCCCUUCGGCCACUUGACCGAAUCAACGGAUAUUUGAAUUAUGAUACUUUUUGUUUCAGUCAAAUUCGUGCCUAUUUAUGCCCGAAUGUUUGAGUUAGAAUAUUUGUGUCUGAUUGUGAAUGUUCUUGAUGGAAUAAUUGUUCGGGUUGUUCCGUUGUAUUGUGAAUGGAAAAUAGUGCUUUUGUAUCAAGAAGUAUUAGAUAAAACGAAUUAGCUAUGUUUUUUUUUACGGAACUUUUAGGAUUUAAUUUGCUUGACCUGAUGAUUACAGGUAAAAAUAUAGAUUUAAAAAUGCAUUUUAUAUAAAUGUAUCAAAUUAAUAUUAAUAAGUUAACUAACAUAACUUUAUCGAAUCAAGUUUCGGGCGCGAUUUUCAGACGUUUUUUAGAUAAAUUUCUAAAUAUGACUUAUUUCCUUUCAAAUAAUUUUUAAUUACAUAUAUAUAUAUAUAUAUCACCCAACUAGCACAUAAAUACUUUUAAAAAUAAAAGUGAUUUAUCGUGCUUAUUGCAAAGUGCUAUUUUUAUUGAUACAAAAUACAAUAUUCUGUAGCCAAUUAAAUUUACUUGUUUAAAAAGUUUAAAUCAAUUGCCUCACCCACCGAUACAAAUAUUUCUUGCUUAAAGGAAAAAGAAAAUACGCGUUACGAUCUGGUAAUACUGUAAGCUAUAAUAGCUUCGUUUUAAUAGAAAAUUAAAGUAGGUGUAAGUUUAGGAAGAUCUCGUAUACAAGUCUCUAAGAAUUCCAGACUUCAACAACAGUUAAAAUCAAAUGAUUUUAAUGAAUGAAGAAACUAUUACGAAAUGGCCUGAAUAAGGAUAAAAAGUGAUGGGCGAUUAUUUUUGUGAUUUAAUUGUAACAUUUAGUCUUUAAUUUUCCAUCUAUUAGCAAUAAAAAUCAUUAGAAUGGAGAAAUAAUUAAGAAAGGGCCUGAAUAAGUAUAAAUGGGCGAUUUUAUGAUUUAAUUGUAGAAUUUAGUAUUUUACAAUUUAUAUACUGGAAACAUUGCAAAUUAACUUAAUUUUGAUACAAACCUGCAUUUAUUUAUGUCCAUUUGGGGCGUUAAACAUUCCCAUUUUCUUACACCGCGUUGCAUAGUGGGUCAUAGGCAGCGAAAUUGUUUUGACUUUACUUACUAACUAUACAAAUGCCAGUUAAUGAAUACAAUAUAUGUAUAAGUCAAUCUGUUGAUAUCGUCGCUUUGUCAACAAGAAAUUGAAUAAAUUUGAAAUUAUG